Messenger RNA from Varroa destructor (honeybee mite), 2697 nucleotides. RefSeq names its product trypsin-1-like. The record is from RefSeq and is a predicted model, not a curated record. NCBI's taxonomy places the organism in Eukaryota, Metazoa, Arthropoda, Arachnida, Mesostigmata, Varroidae. Gene Ontology annotation, biological process: proteolysis. Gene Ontology annotation, molecular function: serine-type endopeptidase activity.
ACAUCACUAGAGCCCUAGGCUCGACUCAGCGUAGAAAGGAUCACCAUGAUGCGAAUCAUCUGGUUAACGACUAUACUGGUGAACAGCGCUUUUUGUAAGCCUGAGCCUAGGGAAUGCGGGAGGUCGAGAACGUCGCCUUCGGCCACGCGCAUCGUCGGUGGACGAGAAGCACUGCAGAAAGAGUUCCCCUGGCAAGUGUCAUUGCAGAUGAGAGGUAAACCUAAUCAAUGGCUCCACGUGUGCGGAGGGACGCUGUUAUCCCCAGAGCAUGUCCUUACAGCUGCUCACUGUUAUAGUAGAAGAUCAAAAUACAGGGUCGUGGCUGGAAUGCACAAACAGGGUGACAUGAGUAACGAAGCUGUUCAAGCGGCAACCGUGUCAUCAUUUGUCAUUCACGAAAGCUACAAUAAACCGAAGCCUUUAAUGAACGACAUCGCCAUAAUCACACUAAAGGAGCCUUUGAAUAUGACUGAGGCCGUUGAGCCAGCGUGCUUGCCCCCCGCUGCUCCAACUCUUAUGCAGCCUAAUGACAAGAUCACCGUAUCGGGCUGGGGAACUACUCGUGAGGGCGGCCAGAGUUCACAGGUUCUCAUGGCAGUCGAGUUACCUGUUAUAUCUGAUACGCAGUGCAAUGAGAUGUACAAUGGACGAGGAUCAGGAGGAUCGAGCACGUUCAACCCGAUCAUUGGCUUCUGGGAAGUGAUCACAUCAGUAACAGGUGGCGUACUACCAACAUUGAUGCCCCCGAAAUUCGAAGCAUCAAAAAUUGCUUUAGAUCGGGCCGCAGAUGGCCCCAUACAGGGCACCAUGUUAUGUGCCGGCUAUCCUGAAGGUCGUAGGGAUUCGUGUCAGGGUGACUCCGGUGGUCCUGCGGUUUCAAAGAUGAACGGCUCAUUGAGUAACAUUGUUGGCGUCGUAUCUUGGGGAACAGGAUGCGCUCGUAAAGGAAAGCCCGGGGUGUACACGGAAGUUGCAUACUUUAUCGAUUGGAUCAAUGAGAAAAUGCAAUCAUAGGUCCUUGUUUUUUAAUCUGGAUCGCAUUUAUCUGGAUGUUCUUUGAUAAAUACGUAUUCUUCUGUACACGUUUGGUUUGUAGAAAUAUGAGUAGAUAAAAAGAGAAGAAAAAAAAAAAGGAGACGAGUUAACUGCUGAUAUCUGCGGCGAUUUGCAAAUAGGGCAUACAAAUACAAGAUAAAUAGAAGCGAGUUAUAAUCGCGCAGACGAAUAGAUCACCAGGUUCCAUAUGUGCGCCAAGUAGAAUAGUACUGCAGUACUCAAUAUUGCAAGUGCGGUAUCACUGGUAAAGAGUUUAUUUGAGCUAUUGAAGUAAAAUGAAGCAACCAGUUAAUUAAUUUUGUCAGCAACUGAGAAAAUAUAGCAGAAUCCAAAAUGGUGUUUCUUAAAAAAACAAAUAAAGGAACAUGAAACGCGUAUGUAUUUCAUACAUUCGCGCUUAUCUAAUAGGUUACAACUAGCUUGGCCGGAUCUCGACAACAUAUCACUAGUAGUAGAAAUAAUUAUUAGAAACAUUCUCUAAGUAACGAUCAUUCUAUCUCCAAAGCAUAAGCCGGGCACACGAUCCACGAUGGUCACCAGACUACGGAGACACCGGCAUCCGAAUCUGUAGCAUUUCAAAAUCCUGAUUUCCAUUCGAAGCCAAUUAGAUGACCCGUACAAUAGAUUAGGCCUAUUGAUAGUAGAAGAAAUACCUUCGUAUUGGUGGUUCGUUUGUCCUAGAACUGGGUUUAGCCAAACUGGGCGCAGGCAGCAAUGACGCGUCUGAUCUAAAUCACAACCAUAGAAUUCGACAACAGUAAAUGUAGACUAGUAUAUCUUUACUAUGUCACAAUAUGUCGCCUAUUGAUCUGACAUUGGUAAAUAUAUUUAGCACUAUGUUCCUCUGAUAAAAGAACUGAAUAUUUCAAUACGUCCUGAUAUUAACCUAUGGACUAGUAUGUAAGUGAUUCGUAAUGUGUACUAUAGCGGGUACCAAUUGAACGCGAACAAACCUUAUUUUUCUAAGUACAUGAAGGUUGUGAGCGAUUUUUUUGUGCUACACAAAGCGUCAUUACUCAAUAUUUUCGGGCAUUUUCUUGUAUAACUGUUACAAAUAGGUUCUAUUUCAAUACUACUACGUGCCGAGCAAUAUUUGCACCUUUAUGCAUUGACCACAAAGAAGACAUAAGUCAGUUUGGCGAAGUAAUGAUUAGGUAGAAGUGUACUGAAGUAACGAUGCUUAUGCCAUAUAUAGCUAUAUAAGUGGUCUAACCCUAGGAACAUCUAUUAAAAGCCGCUUUGCGGUCCUUCAUACAGAGCCACAUAAAUCAUAAUUUACGUAGUCUCAGCUUGACAUAGCUGAACGCUGGCACAAGCGAUAACAGGUAGGAAAGUUAUACUCUCCGUAAUACAAAAUCAAAACAGUAUUUAAGAUUCAGUUUUUUCUAGGUUUCGGUAACCCCAGGCCUACAGCAUGUGAUCAUUUAGGAACGUCGCCGUCAGCUAUUUGCAUUGUAGGUGAAAGAGGGGUCCUUAGAAAGGGGCUCCCGACACCGGUGUUUCUACAAAUGGGGCGCCCUCUUAGCGUUUGGUUUCAGAUCUGCGGAACGUCGAUUCCAUUUUCACGACUAGUUCUCAGUACAUCGAACCGUAGCUGGAUGAAAUAAAAAAUCGAGAUGUUCAAGUUGGAACCGUAAGGCA